UAGAAAAUAGAUUUUAGAAAAUAGACAUUGUAUGUGAAUGAAGCCUUAGUUCUCUUUGCUCUGGCAGGGAUGGUCCAGUGUGAUAUAUGUAUGGCAAGAAUUGUCUAAUAUUUAUCAAAUGCCAGUUAGAAAAGACAGAAAAGUGGUUUCUGCAGAUGAAUGAACAGUCCUCCUGUUGCCAGCAGGCAGGGAUUUGUGAAAUCAACUAAGUUUUCCUAUUGUUCAUUAGAAAAUUUGCUUUGUUACGUAAUGGUUUAUUAUACGAUUCUUACUGGCCAUUUGGUCAUGGAAGAAUUGUCAUUUCACAUAUAUUCUGCUUGCAUCCUGUCUUUUUUUUUUUUUUUCUUGCAAGGGGUCCUCUGAAUUUGCAUCAUUUGCAAAAAUCUGAUUUGGAUCUCACACUUUCCUAAAGAGGUGCAAUGUUGAAGAAUUUGUUAUUGUUUCUUAUAUGGAUUCUUUGAGGUCUAAAAGUCCACAAGAAAAGUAGAGGGAGUCAAACACAGGAUAGGAACACUAUUUUUUCACCCCACUACUUGUUGGGAAAAGUAUAGUCAAAUCAGAUGGUGCUUUUCACACAGGUAAUAGAACAGCGAGUUUCCUGGGACCAUCGAAACUGGGGUUAGGAUGGACACUCAAGUAAGGGUUUCUAAUAGUAUUUGGUUGUUCUGCCAGUAUAUAUGGUAAUGGAUGCCUUGCAUCUUUAGCUUCCUAAACUAAAAAGGUCAUAUAAGAACAUUCUGUGUAACAAUGAAAUGGGAAUGUGAGAUGGCAUUUAUUAUACAUUACAACAAAAGUGUAUAAAAGACCAAAACAACUGAGAGGUCAUUUCAAGUUGGUGAUGGGCAUAUUUUCUGUUAUAUUUCCUUCUGUUACAUAAAUUACUGUUAAUUUAUUUCCUUAUUAAAGGUGCUAUUGGAUAAAUCUGCAAAACAAAUAUAAGGGCAAAUGGGAGUCAUGCAAAUAUUACUCAAACUGUGUAUCACUAACUUGACACGUGUUCACUAUUUUAAUGGAAUGCCCCCAGAACAGGUUCCACUGUGACAAUCAUAUGACCUAGCUUAUGUUACCCUCUAUGCUAACAGUAUAUGUUAUUUCCAAGCCCAUUAUUAUGACCAGUAUGAAAAGAAUUGCAACAAAGGGAACCUGAAGAUUACUACUGAUCCACACAUUUUUAACUGGUGUGAUCUGUGAAAUUGGGUAUAUAGGCAUGGAAAAAAACUUGCAUGAUCCAUUUAAAGGGUGUCAAAAUCACUUCAACUAAAGCAAGAUUAAUUGAAGAAUGUCAGGGAAGAUGGUGUCCACAGGGACUAUCCAGGUGGACAAGUUGUUGGAAAAGUUGGGUCAACCAGGUCGGUACCAUGUUUUCAUCUACAUUCUCAUCUGUAUGACCUACUGGAUUGUGAUCUUCAACCACGUUAUCAUGGCAGUCUAUGGGCGGCCACCACCCCACCACUGCACCCUUCCAGAGGGGAACUUUGUGAACAGAAGCAUUCCCCUUGAAAAAGGAAAGCCCAGCAGCUGCAAGGUGUAUGAAAAUUUCACCCAGGUUUAUGGAAAUGAAACAGUUCCAACACAAGGUUGCUCAGAUGGAUGGACAUACACCCUAGAGCCUGGAGAAACCAAUUUUGUUGCAGAUUUUGAUCUGGUGUGUGAUAACAAGCCCCUAGUCAGUUUGGCAACAACCAUCUACUUCUGUGGGGUUAUGCUGGGAGGACUAAUAUUUGGUACCCUCUCGGACUUCAUUGGCAGAAAGCCAGUAUUCCUGAUAACCCUGUUUGUCCCAGUUGCAAUUGGAGUUGGUAUAUUCUUUGUGCAGUCAUAUGUGGCUUUUGUGGUGCUGAGGUUUUUUGUAGGAGUUUGUAUGCAGGGACUCCAAACAUCAGGACUUGUGUUAAUUUUGGAAAUGUUCCGUCCAGUCCAUCGUACCAAGGCAGGCCUUAUUACAGAGCUGUUCUGGGGUUCUGGGGUGCUAAUAGUAGGAGUUCUUCAGUGCUUUAUCAAGGACUGGCAUUAUAUCCAAUUGGCCAUUGCUCUUCCACCUGUGCUAGCCAUUGGAUAUAUUUGGAUUAUACCAGAAUCCCCAAGGUGGCUGAUUCAGAAGAAGAAAUUCAAAUUAGCAGAGCAAUUUUUCAUUAAAGUUGCAAAUUUCAAUAAAACCGACAUCACCUCCUCAAUUAGUGAUGAAUUUGCUGCUGUCCACAAAAAAGAGGAUGGGUCUAGUGUGACACACUACACCAUCUUGGAUAUGUUCAAGACUCCAAAGCUCAGGAAGCGUACAUUCUUAUUGUUUUAUAUCUGGUUGUCAAUUGCAGUGAACUAUUAUGGAAUGUUAUACGGCAUUUCUGCAUUACCAGGCAACUACUGUCUUAACUUCUUGAUCGGUGGUUUUGUUGAGGUACCUGCAUAUAUAGCUACCAUAUUUUUAGUUGAAUGUUUUGGUCGCAAGAAGAUAUUACUGUUGUUCUUCUUUGUUGGUGGUAUGACAUGUAUAGCAGUUAGACUGGUACCUUCUGUUACAGGAUAUGGACUUGACAUCUCCUGGCUUCCUCUUGUACUUGCCUUGAUUGGAAGAGCCAGUAGCGCAGGCAGUUUUGCUGUCAUACCACUGUUCACAUCAGAGCUCUAUCCCACAGUUAUAAGGAACAUUGGAGUUGGAACAUGUGCAUUCUGGACUCGCCUAGGGGGAGUGUUAUUUUCUCCCAUCUUACUCUUGUCUGACUACACCUUUAGGGCAUUCCCCUUUGUGUUGUUUGGAGUGAUGGCUCUGCUUGCUGGCCUUUUAACUCUUCUUCUCCCAGAGACAUUAAACAAGAAACUACCAGAAGUGAUUGAGGACGCAGAAAACUUUGGUAAACAGGCAAAUGACAAAAGUAGUAUUCCAGAGGAAGCAGAAAAUGAAACAUCUGAUGACACGAGACUCUAAUUAUUUUUGAUAGUUGUAUUUUGACAGCCUUUUACUGGGAUGUUUAUUUUAGAAUUUAUACUGAACGUUUUUAAUCCUUUAUGGCACAGCCAGUUUAAGGCCUGCCUUAAAAAUAACAUAUAAGAAUCUUCAAAGCAUUAUAACAUAUUUACUUUUACCUCUCAACCAUAUAUAGCUAUGGGGGCAUUAGAUGAGUUCUUUCAUCAAGAACUUUAUCCUCUAACUUAAGAAUCAUGUCUAGAUCUAGGUAGAGUUUUAGUGGGCCUUGGACGAGUUCUUUUUAUUGCUGAUUUUGACCUACAUCAUAAAGGUCAUUCUCAAGCAUAUGGCUUAGUGGUUCAGUGCCAAUACCACUUGUUAUGAUAUAUUUUGGUGAAAUGUUGACCAAAUGUGAAAGAUAAAUAUAAGAGCAUUAUUUACAUAAAAUAAUGGAUAUAAAUGUAAUAAGUUAUAUAGUGAUAUAAAGAUGUUAGGUCCUAUCUGGAAGAGUCUGGAAGAGUCCCAAUUCUUACAUCACACAUUAUGAGAAUGAAAUGAGUAAGAUAUAUUUUAUUAAAAGCUUAAAUUUUGAAUGUAAUCUCCUUUUUUAAAGCUUAAAUAGAAUGCAAUCUCCUUUUUUAAAGCUUAAAUAGAAUGUAAUCUCCUUUUUUAUUGCUUUUGGAAAAUGUUCAGCCUACUUUAGUGUUACACUGUCUCAUACUUUUCUCAAUAAUUUGAAAAUGCAUUUUUGUGUAGCUAAUGACAAAUGCUUGAAUUUUUAAAACAAAGCUUUUAUGUGUGCAUGAGAACUAAGUGUGUAGAAGGUAGUGGGCUAAUUGGAUGUUGAAUGGCCUAAUGUUAGGUGAAUGCUUUGGAAAGAAAAUAUAUUUUUGGGUGAUUUUGAGAAAUAAAUGUGUAUUAAUAUGUUUUCAUAUAUGAUAUGAUAUGAUUGUAUGUGUUUUAAUGGUUUAUUUCUUGCUAUCAGUAUAAUAAUCUUAAAAGAAAGCUUGUGAAAAGUGAACCUUUAAAUGUUUGAUAUAUGAUAGUAUAUAUAUAUAGAUAUAUAUAGUGGUAUAGAUUGUAAUAUGAUUGAAUGAAUUUGGAAAUUGUGUCCAAUUAAACUCUAGCAUGGUUUCCAGCCCACCUGGAAUUCAGGAAAAAUCUUGACAAUGAUUUCCCUUUUUUCCUGUCUGGGAGUUUUAGAAAAGUUCCUCAAAUCAGGGAAAAAUCAAGGAAUUUUCUUUGCUCAAACAUUGCUCAAAACAACAAAUCAGUCAACAUUAUGUCCCUAGAAUUUACUGUCAUCAGUGAAAUAUCACUGAACCCUGUUAAUAUAAUUUGCUAGGAACCUGUCUAGAGAAACAGGAAGACUGAUGGGAUGAACAUACAGGGCGUCAAGUUACAAUGGACCUUCGUAAGAUAAAAAAAGUGGCAAAUAAAGGAUUAGAAAACAGGAGAAAAGAAAGGAAUUUAUUGCUAAAGUAUGGUAAAAUGGGAAUUAUUUCAUACUAAAGAUUGCAUCUCAACAGUCAUAAGGCCAUAUCAGUCCAUCACAUUUUAUUAUAAAGGUGUACUGGUAGGUGCCAUCAAAGCCCAAAAUGUGAUGUGCAAUCUUUGCUACACUCUGGAUGUGGGAUGGAUUGUGUGGGAUCAUGUUGGAUUUUCCCCAGACUGCCUGUGGCUGUAGUAUCCAAGCCUAGUCCUGGAAGGAAGUUGCAGCAAUCCCCUUUUUGUAGGAUAUCCAGCCUAGAUCUGUCAACAGAUUGUUGAAGAAUAGUGUAGCACAUUUCACGUUACACACAGAUAUUAAAAAGCCAAACCCUGCAUAAACAGAUCCAUACCAAUUAACAUAUCCACAAAAAAUUUUGAACCAAGUUCUCCCUUAUGUUUAUUUUCCCACAAUCAGCAUGAACUGACAGAUGUAAAUAAGAAAUAUAUUGUAACUUGACGUCCCCAAGGGUGUUUGUUUUUAUUUUAAAAUGAUUUAUUAUAUAAGUUGUCUUAAUAAAGAAUUAAAUUUUUUAUUUUUGUUCUGAUGCUUUUUUGAAGAGUAUACAUUCUACACAGCUGUCACCACACAGCCAUACAUUGUUUACUUUAUAACAGUGCUUGUGUAAUAAAAGCAGCUUGUUCACUGGAAUUCUCCUUUUGAAUUUUAUGGUAUACAAAGGCAUGAAAGAGAUGCAAUAUCCGUGUUGCAAAUGUAAUGAAUCUGCUGGGACACAGACAUCAGGGCCCAGUUUCCUCAAAAUGGGACAGCACUAACCUAUGGAUGGCACUAUCCAAUGAAUAAAAUUCUUAAACUCUGGACAUUUAUCCUGUGGGUAAAGUACCGUUUCCCCAAAUACUAGAUAUUUGCUUUUGUCACUGAAAUAGCUUUCCAGUGGUUAAAAGUGUCAUCCAGUGAUGAUUAAACUGGGCCCAGAUUAAGUGGCUCAAGGUUAAUAUACUUCUGUUGUUGUUUCAACCCUAUGACAGUUUAAAUUAAUUAUCGUGUCUGUAGACUUCUAGAACAUCCGUCACUUUAUCCCUGCGAUGUUAAAAUUGUAAAACACUGCAAUGGUAAUAACUUGUGUUCAGUUGUUUGAAGAAACUAUAAUUCAAAUUUUUAGUAAUGACCGACAC
Messenger RNA from Lingula anatina, 5527 nucleotides. RefSeq names its product organic cation transporter protein. The record is from RefSeq and is a predicted model, not a curated record. Gene Ontology annotation, cellular component: membrane. Gene Ontology annotation, biological process: transmembrane transport. Gene Ontology annotation, molecular function: transmembrane transporter activity. Lineage: Eukaryota; Metazoa; Brachiopoda; Lingulata; Lingulida; Lingulidae.